AGACUCAGGUAUUUCUCACCCUGUCGAGGAGAAGAGGGAGCGGAGCCCGUGGCUGCCUGAGAACCUUAGGGAUCCCUGAAAGAGAGAGCGGGAGGGAGAGAAAGAGAGGCAAGGGUCCAGCGCCUUGAGUGCGGAGUGAGAAUGCUGUAAGGAGCACAGUUCAGCGAGGAAAUAAACAGGACUUUUCCAUCUUUAUUUUAAAAAAGACAGUGGACUAUCCGAUCCCCGAUACGUAGGGUGAGGGUCUGAGUGGAUUGUACAGAACCAAACAGACAUAACCAGCACCAUGGGAGCCCCCAGGGUGAAGAAGUCCUUUUUCUCGCGGCUGCUCUUACUCCUAUUGUGCAUCCCCCCCUCGCUCGCACAGGACGAGUACUCUGGUUACCACUCAGGUGAUGAACACACCUAUGAGGGCUCCUUGGUCGACAACUAUGAGCAUUCAGGAUACCCACAUCCAGAGGAAUACCCACCGGAGCCCACUCACAGCUAUGAGGAGCAGCAACCCUCAUCUGGAUAUGACCCCUAUGCACCAGCCCCCACCAGUGUGAGCAUGAUCACAGAGGACUCCUACCCCUACACCACCACUACACAGGUGCCAUACGAGCAGGAGCCCUACUACGAAGAGUCGCUCCAGGCCCCUGGUGGUGGGGAGGCUUCUCUGGGGGAGGAGGGGCCAACCGACUGUAACUGUGAGCCAGGAGAGCCAGGGUUCGCUGGGUUUGCAGGGCCCAAGGGAGCCAGAGGACUGCAAGGUAAAGAUGGCUUCCCUGGGGCUCAAGGACGGGAGGGGUACAAAGGAUUCAAAGGAGUUCUAGGAAGAGGCGGAGACACAGGGCCUGAGGGUGACUCUGGGCCUGAUGGGGAGGACGGUGCUUCUGGUUUCUCUGGAGCCCAGGGCUUGCCUGGUCUUCCUGGCGAUCCAGGUGAGACUGGGGUGCUAGGACUGAAGGGUGACAUCGGUAUGGAGGGGCCACGCGGAGGAGUGGGGGUUCCGGGUGAGACUGGUCCAAUUGGUGAGGCAGGGCCUGGUGGUCUUGAUGGAACUGGAGGUAUCAAGGGAUCAACUGGAGCAGAAGGGAAACAGGGUCCUGAGGGAGCAGAAGGGGAAAAGGGUCAGAUUGGAGCACCUGGAUUCUCAGGGGACCAUGGGGAGAUGGGCUAUAAUGGGUAUCCUGGAGAGCCAGGAGGCAGAGGAGAGACCGGUCACAAGGGUGACCAAGGCCCAGGGGGCAUGCCAGGCAGUGACGGGGAGCCUGGAGAGGAUGGUCCACUUGGAGUUCCUGGGGUGAUCGGCUUUCCUGGAGAGUUUGGACAAAAGGGCGCGAAAGGGGAUCGUGGUGUGAGGGGACCUCCUGGGAGAGUAGGAGCUGGGGGGCCUCAAGGAUAUAGAGGAGAUGCAGGAGUUCCAGGGAAACCAGGACCUAAAGGCCUGCAGGCCCAGCCUGGAGCCAAGGGGGAGACAGGACCCGAUGGUGAGAAGGGUGGGGUUGGAAGAACUGGAGUGAAGGGAGGGAAAGGAGACAAGGGAAGUUUUGGAGCACGUGGUGACAAAGGACAGCAAGGGGAGAGAGGUACCAUCGGCCCUGAUGGCAUUGUUGGACGAAAUGGACCCCCCGGCAUUCCAGGCUCCAGAGGAGAGCCAGGUCCAGGCGGUGACCUGGGCGUCAAAGGUGGCUCUGGACCUAAAGGAGUGCCAGGUGCCCCUGGCCCUGGGCUGACAGAUGAGCAGGUAUUGCAGCUAUGUAAAGGAGUGGUGACAGCCCAGAUCUCCCAGUAUGCUGCUUCCAUCCGGGCCAAGUGUUCCCAAGGAUGCCCCAUCAACAACCGCACACUCAUUGGGCCGCCCGGAACCAGGGGACCAACUGGAGAAUCAGGCAAACCCGGUAAAGCGGGCAAAGCUGGAGCCAAAGGAGCCAGGGGCAUCCAAGGGGACACAGGAAUGGAUGGUCAGAAGGGGGCAGAGGGUGAAAGAGGUACAAAAGGUCUGAAAGGAAAGGGGGGUGAGCCUGGUAAAGGUCUGCCAGGACACGAUGGGCAUCAAGGCCUCAGAGGGCUGCCAGGCCACCCAGCAGAGCCAAAGAAAGGUAUGGCAGGUCCCAGAGGGCCCCGUGGUUUCACAGGCGCUUUGGGCCAGCCUGGCAUGGCGGGCAACACAGGAGUGCCCGGCUUCUGUGAGGCACGGGACUGCAGCAUUCACGCGCCUGUGAUGCGCAAGGAGCAGGGCCUGGUGAAGGGACCCCACAAUCUAAGCCCCAAGAUCUAACCCCAAGAAGGAGCUUCAGAAAGGGGUGAAGGAAUGGUCCACGAUGAGGAGUCAUAUUGGACAGUUGCGCCAUGGCAACGUUGGGGUUAAUUCCAUUCACAUCUUAGCCAAACCAGGAAUUGAAGUUGACAUUGAGUUUUGAACUGGGAAAUGACCAAUGUGUACAGCAUUGAUCUUUUUGAAUUUCUGCACAGAGAAAUGAACCCAACCUUGACUGCAUUCCAUCUGAGCCAAGCAACGCUCCCAAUUAACUCUAAUGUUUAGGCAUAAUUGAUAACUUUUUCGCUAGGCCAAAAAUACAUUAUUAAUUUUUUAUGCAGAAACAAAAAAGAAAAUUGUCUUCCCCCAAGCAAACCAUAAGUAAAGGGGCUUGAAAAACUGAUAUGAUCAACAAUGCUGUGGAUCCAUUGAAAAUAAAAAGUUAUGUAAAUAAUGUUGUAAAGUAUCGCAAGUACAUGUACUGUGUGUUCUGAAAUAUCACUGUUUUAGAUAAAUGCUGUCUUACCUUUUUUUAAGAUGAGUCCUCACUUUUUUAGUCGCCACAGUUUGAGUGUCUUUCUGAGAAUGUGUGGUCUCUUUCAGUCAUCUCAUGUUAUUUGGGUUAAUCUAAAUAACUUUAUUUUUUUUACAUUUACAGAUGAUCACAGAUCAAUAUAUAAUUUUUAAAAACAUACUAUUUGAUAUGAUUUCAUAUUAAAAAUAAUACAUUGAAAUGUGUUAUACAGUAUAUUGUAUUUUGAAUUUAUAGUUAAAUAAUCUGGCAAUGAUUUGUAGGACAGCACAAAAUGUCUGCCGAUUAAAUGAAUUAACUACCGGUAUAUUCAUUGGAUGGCGGUUUUGAUUUUUAAAUAAAUGUAUGUACAUUAUUCAUAUCACCUCUUAACUGA
This is a messenger RNA of Coregonus clupeaformis (lake whitefish), 3150 nucleotides long. Its product is annotated as collagen alpha-1(I) chain-like. The coding region runs from base 287 to 2263 and encodes 658 amino acids. The transcript has 26 exons. Lineage: Eukaryota; Metazoa; Chordata; Actinopteri; Salmoniformes; Salmonidae. The record is from RefSeq and is a predicted model, not a curated record.